Molecule: messenger RNA, 1683 nt
Organism: Helobdella robusta
Lineage: Eukaryota; Metazoa; Annelida; Clitellata; Rhynchobdellida; Glossiphoniidae
Exons: 20
Cellular component (GO): nucleus
Molecular function (GO): zinc ion binding
Source: RefSeq, a predicted model, not a curated record
UACAGAGGACUAAGUAGAGCUCAAUUGAGUUUCGAUUACCUUCACACAAAUUCAACUACCCAUGAAUUUUUGUUUGGAGCCUUAGCAGAACUCCUAGACAAUGCCAGAGAUGCUUUUGCAACAAAAAUCAACAUUCAUUCAAUUUCUGAUUCAUCGUUGAGAGGUGGUUACAUGUUGUGCUUCUUAGAUGAUGGACAAGGAAUGUCUCCAGAGGAAGCUUCUGAUAUAAUUACUUUUGGCAAAUCAAAAAAAUCGUUAGAAUCACAGAUGAUUGGGAAGUAUGGCAAUGGCUUGAAGUCUGGGUCAAUGAGAAUAGGUAAUGAUUUGAUGCUGUUUACAAAAAAAGAAUCAAACAUGACCUGUGUCUUUCUGUCCAGGACAUUUCAUGAAAUCGAAAAACUUGAUGAAAUUAUAGUGCCGAUGCCAUCUUUUGAUGCAAAUACGAAAAGGCCAGUGACUAGAACCCCUCGUGAUAAAGAAAAACACACUCAAGAAAUGGAGCUCAUAUUGAAAUAUUCUCCAUUUAGAACGGAUGCUCAGUUCAUGAAAGAGUUUGAUAAAAUUGAAAAAACAUCAGGUACUUUGGUUAUCGUUUACAACCUGAAAUUGCUAGACUCUGGUGAGCCAGAAUUAGACGUGAAGACAGAUCCAUACGAUAUAUUACUUGCUGCUCAGGAUGACGAUAGCCAUGAUGGUUUGAUGCCAGAACGCAAAUCCUUUCGUUCUUACGCUUCUAUAUUAUACGUUGAUCCGCGGAUGAGGGUUUACAUACAAGGCAAAAAGGUGCGCACCAAGCGUAUUAUCAGCACUCUAUAUAAACCGCGUCUCUACAAAUACACUUCUGCUCGUUUCAAAUCUCGAUCCGAGAGGGAGGCAAAAAAAUCUGAAGAAGAUGCCAGGAAUGCUGAACACAGAGCCAGAGAAGCUGAAAGUAAAGCAAAGGACCUGGAAAUAAAAUGUGGAAAAAUGCCUGAUAAAGAACAAAGGAUUGAACUCAGAAAAGCGCAGACUCAUGCUUUGGAGUUGAGAAAGGAAGCUCAAUUGAGAAGACUUAUAUCUGAGAGAAAGAUUAAGUCUUUGAAAGAACCUAAACAACUAAAUUUUGUUUUUGGAGUAAAUUUGGAGAAUAGAAGCAGGGAUGGUAUGUUCGUUUACAACUGCAGUCGUCUCAUCAAGAUGUACCAAAAAAUCGGACCACAACUGGAAGGCGGAGUGCUGUGUAAAGGCAUCGUUGGCGUUGUAGAUGCUCCAUAUUUAGUUCUGGAACCGACACACAACAAACAAGAUUUUGCAGAUGCCAAAGAGUACAGACAUUUACAGCAAGCUAUGGGAGAACACAUGCUACAGUAUUGGAGGGAUAUCGACAUUGCCCAACAAGGAGUUUCAAAAUUCUGGGAAAACUUUGGUUACAUUAGUCCCAACUGGCAUGCAUUACCAUCUUCAGAUCCUAAAUAUGUGCGGAAAAGAACUGCGAAAGUUCAAAUAACUCUGCAAUGUGAUCUCUGCUUGAAAUGGCGCAUCAUUCCUUAUUCCUCCAACAACAUCAGCAAGGUCUUCCCUGAUGACUGGGUCUGCUCCAUGAACCCCGACCCAGCCCACAAUCGUUGUUCAUCAGCUGAGGAGAAAAUGAACCUUCCAGAAGGCCUCCUCAAGAAAAUUGUUAAGACGAAAGAACAGAAGGAA